Gamsiella multidivaricata is the source of this 753-nucleotide messenger RNA. RefSeq lists its product as uncharacterized. The record is from RefSeq and is a predicted model, not a curated record. Lineage: Eukaryota; Fungi; Mortierellomycota; Mortierellomycetes; Mortierellales; Mortierellaceae. The annotation marks the transcript as partial. The transcript has a single exon.
CCCGGGCCCGCGGAUUCGGUGUCGCUCUUCAUCUCCCUCGCAUGCAUCUCCGUCAUGUCCCUCCUUUUUGGGCGCAAGACCGCCGCCACCAAACUCAGUUCGAUUAACUAUGCGCGCGGCCUGGUCGUCGGGCUCUAUCUGGUCUCCUGGCUUUUCUCCCUCGUGGCCGCCAUGCUCGUCCAGACCAACGACUUCAACAAACUUUCCUGCGACCUAUCCAUUUUCAUGUGCAUCCUUCUCUAUGCUCUAUCCAAAGUCCUCAUCUACUUAUUCCUCAUCGAACGGGUCCACAUCGUCACCGCCGUCGGAAUUACUCGCUGGAACUGCCCCAUGUUCAAAUUCAAUAUGCUCCUGCUCCUGCCCUACAGCGGCAUCUUCGUCCUCGCUAUCAUCUACCGCAUCGCCAAUAUGGGUCCCGACGGCAUCUGCAGGAUCGGACUCGCCCGACCCGCGGGCGUGCCCUUGAUCAUCUACGAUAUCUUCAUCAUCAGUUGGUUGACCGCUCUUUUUCUAAGGGCACUUCUCUCCUCGACAUCGAUGCUUCAGGGUCCAACAAAGAGCAGGUUGCGAGAGGUGGCCCGCAGGACAUUGAUGGGAUCCAUCUGGGCUUUGAUUCUCUCAGGUGCCAACAUCGCCGCCUUGGUCUACUUCAACGGAUACGAGCGCGGAUUGACCUGUAUGGCAUCAUGUACCGUGGACGUGACCCUAAACGCCAUCACCAUCCACUGGGUCACCUCGCGUGCAUCCAAUUCG